Messenger RNA from Puntigrus tetrazona (Sumatra barb), 390 nucleotides. Its product is annotated as glycoprotein hormone beta-5-like. The transcript is spliced from 2 exons. The coding region runs from base 1 to 390 and encodes 129 amino acids. The record is from RefSeq and is a predicted model, not a curated record. Gene Ontology annotation, biological process: G protein-coupled receptor signaling pathway; regulation of thyroid hormone receptor signaling pathway. Gene Ontology annotation, cellular component: extracellular region; cytoplasm. Gene Ontology annotation, molecular function: hormone activity. NCBI's taxonomy places the organism in Eukaryota, Metazoa, Chordata, Actinopteri, Cypriniformes, Cyprinidae.
AUGCACCCCGGCCACUUCUUAGCGACUGCCGUGGCCUUUCUGCUCCUGUUUCCUGGGUCUCAUUCCACCCCGGCUGAGACGACCUUGCAGAGUUUUCUAGGCUGUGCGGUACGCGAUUUUGCUUUUGUGGCGAAGAAGCCAGGAUGCAGGAGUCUGCGAAUAAACACCGAGGCAUGCUGGGGCCGCUGCCACACCUGGGAGAGGCCAGUUCCAGAGCCGCCGUACAUCCAGAGGCACCACCGCGUCUGUACCUACAGCCGAACACGGCACCUGACAGCACGUCUACCGGCUUGUCGCCCUGGCGUCUCCCCAAUCUAUCAUUACCCUCGGGCCUUACGGUGUGACUGCACCUACUGCUUCUCAAACCACACGGAGUGUGAAACCUUUUAA